Messenger RNA from Caenorhabditis auriculariae, 1290 nucleotides. The record is from the annotation of a GenBank genome assembly. NCBI's taxonomy places the organism in Eukaryota, Metazoa, Nematoda, Chromadorea, Rhabditida, Rhabditidae.
AUGCACGAGAAAGCGCCGACUCGUGGAGAGCGCAGACAGGACACGCCCCUUUAUCGUUCCAAGCUGGCCGUGAAUCAGUUAUAAUUUUAUUCCAUUUGUUCAGACAUCAGAAAAAUCGAUGAAUGAAUCAUGGUAGAUCUGAAAAGUUUUUCUUGAGAUUCCAAGCUUUUCUAGGAGUUCAGGUUCUAUAAAUACUUGGAAUAUGUUAAUUUUAUUCUCUUUGUCAAAUAUAUAUGUAGACACUCUGGGAAGCUGCACAUGCAAAUUAAAUUCUGCGAUGAAGCUCUGUUUUGAAACUUUCUGCAGAAUGAAGAGUUCCGAAAUAUGGGAAAUGGUAAAUAUCUCUUUUUCCCCGUCUUCUUGGAGUCUACUCUUCGUCUGUUUUGACAUGAUAUGAUUUUUGAUAAGUGGAAAACCGAUUUACAAAUGUCUUGCUGCAAAAAAUAAGUUUCCAAGCCGCAAUAUAAAAUGAACUCCCUUCUAACUAGGGAACUACGCGAACUCGUAAUUGCUCGAUCGAGGCCAAACUGGAGUGGUUUAUAGACCCAAGUCAGAAUACUUGAAAAAAAGAGAGAAUAUCUGCAAAUCCCGAUAGAGAACUGUGAAAAAAUUAGACAAUUUUCAAACCCUAAAUGUACAUUUUCAAAAAGCUUUUUCUCAGAAGCCUAUGGGGUUUAGCAGAUAAUCUCUUUUGUUUCCGAGUACUCUUACCCGGGCCUAUAAGCCACCAAAGAUCCAACUCGAAACGCGUACCCGAGUCCGAGUAGUUCCCUAGUAAGUCUGGUUUACAGUAUCGACGAAUCUCAAAAACACCAUAACGAUGCUCUGAGAAUCACUGCUGAACUUCUUGAAGUAAGUUGAUUGAUCAAUGGAUUAUAGGCGAGAUAACUUUUGCUCAGAAAGUAACGAUUGAUACUGAUAAGCAAUUUCUUCGGAAGCUCCAGACAGUCUUGAUCAAGAACGCCCGCCAGGGCAACUUCCUCACACGGCCAUUCUUCACUGAAAUCGUUUAUCGACCAACUAUCAAAGUUUGAAUUUUUUGUGUUUUGUUUUAGGUUGAUGACCGCUUCUCCCAGUCGAUUCACGCCUACAACAAUAGUUUCGCUUGGGGAAAUUUUGAGGAAGCGUUUUAUCAUGUCGAAGAAAUGGAGGAACUUUUUUGCGACGGAUACGGAUCUAUGUUUUCAACAUUUUUUAAGAAAAUUUUCGAACUUUUUCAGAAUAACUGCGAAAAAUACUGUACGCGAAAUUCUAGACAGGCGGAAGAAGCUUAUUGACUUGACAACGUAA